GUCAGAUCUAGGGACCAUGCCGUCCCAGGCACAAGGAUAAAAACCAUCGGGCCCAAGUGCCAUCCAUAUUCCAUCUCUAGUUUUUCCUCCACAAAUUGGGAUUCAUCCUGUUGAAAAGCACGGUCUAAGAGCAAGGGAACAAAAAACCAUGUUAUCACAUAAUACCAUGGUGAAGCAGAGGAAACAGCAAGCAUCAGCCAUCAUGAAGGAAAUCCAUGGAAAUGAUGUGGAUGGCAUGGAUCUAGGCAAAAAGGUCAGCAUUCCCAGAGACAUCAUGUUGGAAGAAUUAUCCCAUCUCAGUAACCGUGGUGCCAGACUAUUUAAGAUGCGACAAAGAAGAUCUGAUAAAUACACAUUUGAAAAUCUCCAGUAUGAAUCUAAAGCACAAAUAAAUUACAACAUUGCUAUGCAGAAUGAGAAAAUGGAUGGAAGCAACCUGGAAAGUGGUUCACAGCAAGCCCCAUUUACUCCUCCCAACACCCCGGAUCCACGAAGUCCACCAAAUCCUGAAAAUAUUGCACCAGGAUAUUCUGGACCACUGAAGGAAAUUCCUCCUGAAAGAUUCAACACCACAGCUGUCCCUAAGUAUUAUCAGUCGCCCUGGGAACAGGCCAUUAGCAGUGAUCCGGAGCUUUUAGAGGCUUUAUACCCUAAGUUUUUCAAGCCUGAAGGAAAGGCAGAACUGCCUGAUUAUAGGAGCUUUAACAGAGUUGCCACCCCAUUUGGAGGUUUUGAAAAAGCAUCAAAAAUGGUUAAAUUCAAGGUUCCAGAUUUUGACCUACUACUUUUAACAGAUCCCAGGUUCAUGGCCUUUGCCAAUCCUCUUUCUGGCAGACGGUCCUUUAAUAGGACUCCCAAGGGAUGGAUAUCCGAGAAUAUUCCUAUAGUGAUAACAACUGAACCUACAGAGGAUACCAAGGAUACCACCAUACCAGAAUCAGAAGACCUAUGAAAAGAAAGUUGUAUGUGCCACAAAAACCUCUGAACAUAAAUGUUGCUGUUUUACUAUUCUGCUUACUGACAAAGCCAUUUACACUCUUCAUUAGUAGCAAUAAUUUAAUAGCAAUUUAGCAGUUUUCCUCUUAUGGCAUCUAAUUUCAAUCUCAGAUCAAAUACUAAUAAAUAACUCAUGAUCUUAUUUUACAAACUUUAAACUCAGUUGUCUUCAUUCAUAAUCUUUUUUUCACCUCGUUUAAGUGAUCCAGCCUUUUCAUUAGAAAAUCUAGAAAAGUAACUGACAACAAAGGGUUUCAUUUUUCUUGCCUUUAAUAUGAGCUAUUACUCAUGAAAAUGUUUUUCAAAUGAAUCUAGAAUGAAAAUAUAGCACAAGAUAUUUAAAUUAAUUCAGAGUUUUAUUUAAGGGAUAAAAGCUAUAGAAGCUGAUAUACAAACAUUACUGAUGCAGAAAAGGGUUGGAUUCUACUUUUCUGACAAGCUUCAAACAAGCUUGUCUGGAUGAAGUCUUUUCAUUAGUCAUUCUUAGAAUUUCUAAAGUGCUUUGUAUUUUUCAACGUGCUUUGAAUCAUUAGGUAAUUAUUCCAGAUGACAUCAUUCUUCAGAGUUCAGUUGGGUUAUUAUUUUUUUAGUAUUUAGUCAAGGAGACUGAGAGACAGUUACUCAAAGAACAUCAUACUGUUGCAGUUUUCAUGACCAAGGGAGAUGGAGCGGGAGAGGGAAUUCAAUUCCACCAAUCCCAAUGUUGUGCAUUGAUCAGUUCAACUUUACGCAUUUUUUAAAGAGUAGUAACAAAUAAAACACAUGCUAAUAUACAUACAAAUACAUGUAUAUGAGAGAGGGAAAAAGAGUGUGUAUUUAGAACUGGCAGCUUUCUUCACUAAGUCUUUGAAUUCUACUCAAAUCCUUAAGCACUAGGGAGUACAUGUCAUAAAACACACAGGAAAACAAGAAAUGGAAGAACAUAAAAGCAUCUAGAAGUAAAAUAGCAUGCAUCUAUCAUGAAAUAUAUGAAUAUAUUGGUAUAAAAGACUCAAACUAAUAUAAAGUUAUAGACAUAUCUUAAAACAUGGGUGAGGAAGUAUAUGACAUGGGACUGGUAAGAAAUAAAUCACAAUUUAGUUAAAAGUUCUGUGAUAGAUGUUUAUACCAGAGAAGAAAUGUCUCAUCUAUAGAAAGCUAUUUGCUGGAUUAAGUUUAGGAGAUAGGAAGAAGAAAAGUACGUAAUAGGGUAAUGAAAAUACCAUGUAGCAACAUCACAUAAUUUACAGAAGAAUCUGUAUGUAAUGUUGAAAUUGGUGGUUGUUUUAAUCAACUUCUAAUCUUGAAAGUAGAGAAAUUUUUUAAAACUUUGCUUAUGAAAAUGCAAUCCUGAGAAAGGAAUAAUAUUAAUGUAUCAUAUUUAUGUGCAUUAUCAUUGUAGAGAGUUUGUAUAAUUUAAAAUAUACCCUUAAGGUAUCUUAGUUUUUUUAUGUUUUGGUGUUUAUCUGUUUAAAACAACAACGUUGGCAACUGUGAUAAACUCCAGAUAUAAGGCUCCAAUCAUGCCAUUUUUUUGUUCAUUUUAAUCUUUUAAAAAUAAGAAUUAGUCAUAUUCUAUUA
This is a messenger RNA of Vicugna pacos (alpaca), 2556 nucleotides long. RefSeq names its product myozenin 2 (gene MYOZ2). Gene Ontology annotation, molecular function: actin binding; telethonin binding; FATZ binding. The record is from RefSeq and is a predicted model, not a curated record. NCBI's taxonomy places the organism in Eukaryota, Metazoa, Chordata, Mammalia, Artiodactyla, Camelidae. Gene Ontology annotation, cellular component: Z disc; actin cytoskeleton.